Molecule: messenger RNA, 990 nt
Organism: Saxophila tyrrhenica
Lineage: Eukaryota; Fungi; Ascomycota; Dothideomycetes; Mycosphaerellales; Extremaceae
Exons: 2
Coding region: 1-990 (329 amino acids)
Biological process (GO): regulation of DNA-templated transcription
Cellular component (GO): nucleus
Molecular function (GO): DNA-binding transcription factor activity, RNA polymerase II-specific; zinc ion binding
Source: RefSeq, a predicted model, not a curated record
AUGUCGACCGACGUCGCCGCUCCGUCCUCUCCAGAGAUUCACGGCGGUAUCGCAUCCCAGCGGGCAUACAAGGCAUGCGAUGUUUGCCGAAAACGCAAGUCUCGUUGCACCGUUGGCUCCGGCGCCACGAAAUGCCAGAGAUGCCUGCGUGAAGGUCGAGCCUGCGUCUUCCCAGAGCACCGUUACAAACAGAAGCCUCGCCGUGCACGGCAGAGCCGCGAGACCAGUAAUCACAGCGCUUCUAUAAUGCAUGGAAACAACAACCUGACGGAGCACGCUACAGCAGGCCCGGGAAAUCCAUGCCCAUCUGCUGACGGUCUCGCUGAGUCUGUCAUGCGAACUGUUGUUUUGAGUGGCAACGAUGCUCGCGAUCUCUUGUUCUCGGCCGUCCGAGAGGAUCGCGAAACGCAUCUAUCGGCACAUGGCGUUCGUCCAAAUCUCUCAGCGCCAUCAUUGGCGUGCACUGCGGAGGAGUCGCCUUAUGUCGUGCCUGCUGUUGAGUUCAUGACACUACCAGGCGCCGGUGGUGCAACUCGGAGCAGAUAUAUCCACGAUCGGCUUUGGGCGCACAUUCAGCAUCUCCUUCUCCGCCUCGUACUGGGCCAAGAAAAGUUGUCCAAGGGCAAACUACGCACGCUCGGCAGCCUAGAAGCACUCCUAUUGCUUACAGAGUGGCACCCGAGAGGGCUCGCAUUCCCGCCCCCAAUGGACGGCUGGGACUCGGCGUUGCUGCACCAUUCCGAGCAGGAUGGCGGUCGCUUGCCAACGACGUCUGCGGAACAGGUGCGAGAUCGAUGGGCCGAGGAUGUCGUUCGGCCAGCAAGAAGAUUUGACCAAAUGUCUUGGAUGUUGCUUGGAAACGCAAUGACUUUGGCUUGCGACAUGGGAGUCUUCAAUCAGUCGGCAGUUGAGCAGUCGACACUAUCGAGAUGGACGGCAGAACAUGACCAGGAGCGAGCCGAAAGGCUGCGAGGGUUGAUCUACAUAUAG